Molecule: messenger RNA, 1914 nt
Organism: Symbiodinium sp. CCMP2592
Lineage: Eukaryota; Dinophyceae; Suessiales; Symbiodiniaceae
Source: the annotation of a GenBank genome assembly
AUGCUCGAACGCCUCCCGAGCCUUAUGCUGGCGGAGGCUGCCAGCUGCUUGCGCUACACCUGCCAUACCCCAAAGUGCAAACCGCAGGUGAAUGCCUUGGUGCGUGCCAUCGCCAUUCACUGGGCGCAGGUGGAGGACUUGUCUGGGCUUUGUGUGGUGGAGGUCGUGGAUGCCUUAGACAACUUUGCUUCCUGGUCGAUGCAGCCGUUUGACUUGCUGCGUCGGCUUGAUCCCAUCUUGGUGGAGCGCGAGGUGGAGCUGAAAUACACCGGCAACGUGAUGCUGUGGGUGUCUGCGACACGAAGUCUGGCCAACAUGAAGUGCAAAGAUGCCACGUGGCCUUUGCGCGCCUUGGAGCUUUGUCGGGACAAGACGUUCGCGGACAAGGUCUCCUUCUUUCAGCAGUGCACGCUGAUUGAAAGCUUUGCGAAGCUGAGCCUCUUUGAUGACACGGCUUACAGGAAUCUAGCAGAGCUGCUCCUUUCCGAAGCCAGUCUCUUCAAGGAGUUGAAGGACAUUGCGCCCGUUGCUUGGGCAGCAGCAUCUAUGGGCUUCAUCCACAAGGAGCUCCUGGAUGCGCUGUACAUCCGCAUCAUGGAGAUGUUCGAGGCGGAGAGCCUCGACAUGUCCAAGCGUGACACGAAUAUCGCUGUUACGCAGGCUGGGUGGAGCUUCGCCGUUGCUGGCUACCACAGGCAGUAUGAAUCAUUUUCGAGUUUCUUGGAUUACGUUUUCUGGAACAGCUCGACCCCCGCUGCUGCACAGCGACUUCGGGCGGAGCUUGCCGAGCUGAGCGUGACGGAGGUCCCGGAUGUCGUGGCACUCUGCCAGUGCUCGGACCAGGUGAAAGCAGCGGCGGCCGAGCCAUGCACAAGGACAGGACCUGAGGAGGCUCAGCUACCGGCCUUCCGAUCGGAUGUGGCAGCCGCACUUCAGGAGAUGGGCUGGAAUUACAGCAUGGGCAAUGCAGCUGCAGACAGCUCGGUCGAAGGGCGCCAGAUCGAGUAUGCGCUCGUGGGCGAGGAAGGAGCGGAACCUGUCCUCCUCUUCUACCCGCUUGGCGCGUGCCGCUUUUUGGCAGCUGUGUUUGCAACUCCGGCUCGGCGUGCUGGAGCCCGGUUAAUAUGUUUAAACCGGCCCGGCAUGGGCAAGGCCUCGCCAGCCCAGACCGGGAAUGUGAGCGAUCACAUCGCCGCGCAUUGUCAAGAUGCUGUGAAAUGCUUGGACCAUUUGGGCUACGAGCGUGCUCGUGUGCUGUUUCUUUGCGCCGGUGCUCCUUUCGCCUUGGCUUUCCAGGCACGAUAUCCGGCACGAACCUUUGGUCGCCUUGUCGGCUGCUCUGCUUGGGUGUCGCCUCUCGACUGCCCACGGGCGAAGCUCAUGUAUCGGCUCAGCGCGAGCCUUCCCUCAACGAUGCUUGCCACGCUGGCAGACGCUGUCGCCGGCUGGACCAGAGCGGUGCCCUCUUCGACGGCUUUCUCGUCUCUUCCGACAUCUUCCAUGCCAAACAGCACCUCGUCCAUGACCCAGUCUUUCCAGGGACCGCAGGCAGUGCUUCUGGAAAAGAAUGCGCCCGAAGACAGCCAGGCCGAUCUCGCCCUUCUGAUCGACUGCUGCGCCACAUUGGCCAACAAGUUCGGCCAGGAGACGGGCGGUGAAGGGGCAGAUGCGGCCACUCUGGUCGAGAGUUCCUCGGCAUGGGGGGUGGACUACUCCAGCCUUGACUGCUCCCUGGUGCUACUGCACGGGGAUGAGGACACCACGGUGCCUGUGGAAUGCAUCGAGUGGCUCCAGGAGAAGAUCCCACAGACCAUCGUGCACCGCAUACCUGGGGCCCAGCAUGGUGACACCAUGCUCCUCGGCAUUUCUGCAGCGUUGCGGUUGUUGAUGCCGCAGAAAGCGCUGCCAGCUUAG